Molecule: messenger RNA, 1975 nt
Organism: Conger conger (European conger)
Lineage: Eukaryota; Metazoa; Chordata; Actinopteri; Anguilliformes; Congridae
Gene: mosmoa
Product: modulator of smoothened a
Exons: 3
Coding region: 929-1432 (167 amino acids)
Biological process (GO): negative regulation of smoothened signaling pathway
Cellular component (GO): Golgi apparatus; ciliary membrane
Source: RefSeq, a predicted model, not a curated record
GCGAGGUUGGAAGAGGGCUGUUGUGUCUGUGGAACGCGCUGCGUGCGGGUGCUAGGUGUAGUGAGCUGAACCAAAGGGAAACGGGGAGGUCCAAUUCCCAGAUGCGAUCACUGCACCGGAUGCACGUUUAUAGUCGCAGAUAAAUAUUGUCCAGUGUAAAGCCUACGCGUCUAUGAUCGCUCGCUUUAUUGAUGCAAAUGGAUGAUUUGCUAACGUUAGCCAACUAACGGGUCCGUGCAGAUGCCAUUCCAGCGGAGGAAAAGAGGACAUGAAUACGCAAGACAGUAUGGCUUUCCCUCUUCCUUUAGGAUGUGUUGAAAACAGAGAAACAGCGCGGUUGUACGCCUUUUAACUUACUUGGAUGGCCGUCUUCUUCUGGAACAAGAAUAACGUUACUUCACUGCCUUACUGCGCUCGCACGGAUGGAUUUGGGUGUAUUGACAGGGCCGCUGUCCGACCCACACGGCUCGGCUCAGUGAGUCUGCAGCUAGCUGGAUCCAAGGACCUGGAGUGCGCUGGGCCCUCGGUUUUAUAAUACACAUUUUGGAAGCCCUCGUAGCUUACCAAAGAAAAGGGUCGGAGGCCAAUCUCCCGGUGACAGAUGUAACGUCUAGGAGAAAUCAUUGCCCUUUUUGUUUAGUCCUUUUGUUAUUUUUGAUAUGAAUGGCACAUUUGGGUUUCUGCAAGCGAUGCGAAAGCCGUAAUGAUGGAAUGAUGGAGGGUUGAAUCUCAACCAUUCUUCUGCGUCUAGAUGGGGCGAGACCGAACUGAUGAACCCUAACAUUAGCUAGUUCUACCCCAAACCAACACCGCUAAGUUAUCCGAAUUGGGGAAAACGGACCCUCUCUACACAUCUGGAUAUACCCAACUUACCGUUACAGUUCUCUCUCUUGUCCAGUUCAAAACCCCCCAAAGGCAUUCGUAAAACAUGGAUAAACUCACUAUAAUCUCAGGGUGUCUGUUCCUUGCAGCCGAUAUCUUUGCCAUCGCAAGUAUUGCAAAUCCAGAUUGGAUCAACACUGGAGAAUCAGCAGGUUCUCUGACGGUGGGCUUGGUGCGGCAGUGCCAGACAAUCCACGGGCGCGAGCGGACCUGCAUUCCACCGCGGCUCCCGCCAGAGUGGGUCAUCACGCUACUCUUCAUCAUCAUGGGCAUCGUCUCCCUCUCGCUCACCUGCGGCCUCCUCGUCGCCUCCCACUGGCACCGGCACGCCACCAAGUACGCCCGCUGGAUCGCCUUCACCGGGAUGAUCCUGUUCUGCAUGGCCGCGCUCAUAUUCCCUAUCGGUUUUUACAUCAACGAGGUGGGAGGGCAGCCCUACAAACUGCCCAACAACACGGUGGUGGGGUCCUCCUACGUGCUCUUCGUGCUGUCCAUCUUUUUCACGAUAGUCGGGCUGCUGUUCGCGGGGAAAGUCUGCCUUCCCGGCUGAUGGUGCCUCCCCGGCAGCAUCUGUUUGAAAUUCCAGCGGAGAGGGGCUUCUGUGAAGACCGGUGUUCGGAAUGACCAUCAAAGCAAAAGCACAAAAAUCAAACAGAAUGGGGGCUCUGGCCAUGAGCCCUGCGGAGCUGCUGAGAUUGACCUGGGCAGCGGGGGGUGGGGGGGGGGCGAGGGCGAGCGCAGACGCACUGCCAGCUGUGGGGUUGCCAUGGCAGCCGCUCCAGCACUGUGACAUCACGCCUUCAGAGGAACUGCAUUUCACAAAUUAGACAUUUGUAAUUAUAUAUAUAUUCAUGUAUACAUAUGUAUACAUUAAUAUAUAUAUAUAUGAAAUAUUGUGCCCUCUUCUUCAACUGCUCCUUUUCAUGUUUUGGGUUAUUAUGAGUAAUAUCAUAUUUGGGCCCCUGUAUUCACAAAAGUAUGUCGAGAUAUCCACUGAGUAUUGACCCGCUGAAGUGCCACCUAUACUGCCCCCUGGUGGCAGCUCAGGAAAGACGCUGUGCUGCACAAAGGCUGCAGUACCUGGUAGAUGCCA